GGCGCAGUGACUGGGAGCGAUUAGAGCAUGCGCGGUGUCAGCCUGGGCAAAGUCAGAGUUGGAUUACGGGGAAAGCAGCAAAGGAUAAAAGACACGGAGUGACUGAGGGAAUGAAGAGAAACGGAGCCGGUGGAGGAGAGGGAAGCCUUCAUAGACACUUGGUAUACUGCCAGCCCUGCUGGGUUUCGAAAGGAUCCUCUAUGCUUUGUUUCAGAACAAAUAUGAGUUGGACAAAGAAGUUGGAAUUACAGGAUUACAGUUUCACAGGGUAUUAGAAGGGAAGGAUUUGCUGCCAAGAAACUGAAACCAAACAUCCCAUCAGGAUCUGACACUUUCCCCAUUUAACAUAACCUGAAGAGCAUCAGAUUUUGAUCAUGGAAGCAAAAGGAUUCCAUACACACUGAGCAGAAUCUGUACGUGUCCUGUUUGUGGACAAGGAUUCAGCUGAUCAUCUGGCCUGUGGAGGCAUAAACACAUUCACACUGGGGAGAAGCCAUGGAAAUGUGGAGAGUGUGGGAUUGGAUUCAUAUUCCCAUCUGAGCUGGAAGCACAUCAGCGUAGUCACACUGAGGAGGGACUGUUCAACUGCUCCACGUGUGGGAAGGGAUGCAACAUUUCUUGCACCAUGCUGACACACCAGCAGGGUCACGCUGACAAGAGAUCUUUUAAAUGCUUGAAUUGUGGGAACUGCUGUAAAAGUUCAGAGGAACUGCUGUCCCACCAACAUGUUCACACUGAUGAGAGACCAUUUAAGUGCUCAGAUUGUGGGAACUGCUAUGAAAGUUCAGGGGAACAGCUGUCCCACCAAUGCAUUCACACAGAUGACAAACCAUUCAGGUGCUCUCACUGCGAGAAAGGGUUUAGGUGUUCAUCGAAGCUCACUGUUCACCAGCGACUUCACACUGGAGAGAGACCGUUCACCUGCCCUGAGUGUGGAAAAGGAUUCACCCAGUCAUUCAGGCUGCUGAGACACCAGCGGAUUCACUCUGAGGAGAAACCGUUUCAAUGUCCAGACUGUGGACAGUGCUAUAGAAGCUCCGAGGAACUGGUAUCCCACCAAUAUGUUCACACCAAUGAGAGACCCUUCAGAUGCUCUCACUGUGGGACUGGGUUCAAACGAGGAACUGACCUGACUAAACACCAACGAGUUCACACUGGGGAGAAGCCAUUCCGCUGUUCAGAGUGUGGGAAGGGUUUUAUUAGAUCAUCCCAACUGUUGACACAUCAGCAAGUUCACACUGGGGAGAAACCGUUUAAAUGUGCAGACUGUGGGAAAUGCUGUAAAACUUCUGGUGAACUGAUUUCCCAUCAAAUUCUUCACACUGACGAGAAACCAUUCAAGUGCUCUCACUGUGGGUCUCAUUUCAGGCGAUCAUUUGAACUCACUGUACAUCAGCGAGUUCACACUGGGGAGAGGCCAUUCACCUGCUCUGAGUGCGGGAAGGGAUUCACUCAGUCAUCCAAACUGGCGAAACAUCAGCGAUUUCACACGGGGGAGAAGCCAUUCAGAUGUUCUGAAUGUGGGAUGGCAUUCUCAGAGUCAUCCAAGCUGGUGAAACAUCAGCGAUUUCACACUGGAGACAGGCCAUUCAGAUGUUGUGAGUGUGGGAAAGGAUUCACUGACUCAUCUGACCUGCAGAAACAUAAGCGAAUCCAUACGGGGGAGAGGCCAUUCACUUGCGCUAAAUGUGGGAAGGGAUUCAUUGAUAGUUCUCAUCUGCUGAGACACCAGCGGGCUCACACUGAUGAGAGACCCUUUCAAUGCCCAGAGUGUGGGAAAUGGUAUAAAAGUUCUGAGGAUUUGAUCCGUCAUCAACGUGCUCAUAGUGACGAGAGACCAUUCAAGUGCUCUCACUGCAGUGCUGGCUUCAAGACAUCGUCUGAACUUGUUAGACACAAGCGCAGUCACACUGGAGAGAGGCCGUAUACUUGUUCUGAGUGUGGGAAGAGAUUUACUCAGUCAGCCAGCCUGCGGAAACAUCAGCGAGUUCACCAGGAACGACCGUGAUUAGAUUUUGUUGUCGAUCACAUCGAGGAGUGAACCCUGUUCAGUGGCAUCUGUUUCGAAUAAUUCUCAUGAACCUCAGCCAAGUUUUACAACUUAUAAUAUGUGUCACAGGAGUCAAAUAAAUCAGUUUGGUGUUAAACAUGCAGCGUGUCAAGUCUUUAAUGUUUCCAAUACAGGAAACUGCAGAAACAUUAGUGGGUCAGGCAACAUCUCUGGAAAGGACAAAAGCUGACAAGUGGAUCCUGGGUUCUCAAAAUUGAUGCUCCACAAUGACUCCACCCACAGCUCCAACUCCGAAAAGGUUAUCGAGUAGUUGCAGAUGGACACACUUCUUGCACACGUAGCCAUCAGGGACAUUGGAAGUGUCCCUUAUUUCCCACAUUGUGCAAGAUGGGGAUAUUACCACGCCAGGGAUAUGAGGUCUCCUGUCAUGUCUUCUCUCAAGAAUAUCCUAGUUCCUCCAUUGAAGAGAAUGUAAUUGAGCUGGGGAUUUAUCCCUCGUUUCAAACAUAAUUGAAAGCUCCUGUCUGUACUUAAGCUGAAUAUUACACUUCAAAAAUCUUGAAGAGAAUUCCCUGCAGGUAUCACUUAAUAAUUGGCUGUUUCCAUUGGGAUCGUGUCACUCUCUGAACUGCCAAAACUGAGACUGAGUACCACACUCAAUCUUUCAAGUUCACCUUCUCCCUCUCUCACCUCACUAUCUGUUUUCACCCAACUCCAAAGCACUCUCGUUGAGCCAAACAGCAUUCACAGUGCAGCGUUAUCAUUUAAGUUGUCUGCUCACAUCUGCUAUGACCACAACCUCCUGUACUGUUCCAAUACAGCUAAUUGGGAGCUCAGGGAACAGCAUUUCAUCUUUCAGUUCAGCCCUUUAUAACCCAAAAUACUCAACAUGGACUUCAGCAUAUUCAGGACAACAGAGUUGUCAGGAUCUGGAACAUUCCACCUGAAAGGGUGCUGGAAUUCCAGUCCAUAAGCAAUGUUAGAAGGAAGUUCUGUAGAAUUUUGAAAAUGAGGAAUUUAUAGUUAAAAUCAUAAAGUGGGUGAUUGGGACAAAAUAUGACAGUUCUUUCAAAGAGACAACAUGUUAUUGGAUAAAUCUGUGCCCCUUUCAGGCCAAUACCCCAAUAUUUCCUUCCUCAGCUGUAGACCCCAGAACUGAACACAUACACCAGGGGUGAUCUAACCAUGAGUUUAAACAUCUAGCUGCUUUUAGAGUUACAAACAUAGCGGAAUUAUUUUUCCUACAGACACAACAUACAAACCUUUUUCCUUCCACAGUUAAAUGCCAACGAUAUUCAGAUUCUGAUGACUCUUCUGACUGUCAGAACUUGUUUUGAGUUCCUGGUCUGCAAAUUCUUCUCAAUUUAUAUUGUGAAAUAAUCUUCAUAUUUUCACCCUUCAUUAUAUGCCAAUUACCUGAAAGUGGUGACCAAAAGUUGUGACAAUUUCUCUCUCCAAAUGAAGUAUAAUGGAAAUAAAUAAAUAAAUCUCUGUCAUCCUUUCCAGAAUGAAAAUUCUCCUUACCUCUGUAAUCUCUACAGCCUCAGAAUUCUCACAAUCUCUAUUAUCGACUUUAGCCUCAGAACUCUUGCUACAUUUGUAAAUUCUUCCAGCCACAACCACUGUCCCUAGCUGUGCAAUACCUCAAAACUCCCUAUCUUUGCAACCUCCUCCAUAUAUGACAAAACUCCCCUUCUCUGUAAUCUCCUUCAGCCUCACAAUCCUAACACUGUAACCUCCUCCAACUUCACAAACAUCCUAUCUAUGCAACCUCCUCAAGUCCCUACAAUACUCCUGAUCUCUAAUCUCCUACAUCCUCACAAACAUCCCUAUCUCUGUAAAAUCCUCCAGCCUCACAAUCCUUCCUAUCUCUGUAAUCCCCUCCAGCCUCACAAAUUUCCCAAAUCCAUACUCUUGUCUGGCCUCAUAACCCUGAUGUAUCUCUAAUGUCUUCCAACCUCAUAAAUCUCUGAAUAAAACAGAACAUCUUUUAUUGUCACAUGUACUUCUUUGUAGAAGUACAGGAAUAGAGUGAAAAUCUUUAACAAUGUAUGCCUCUUAUGACACCAUCUUAGGUACAAGUACCUCAGUAAAAAUCUUGGAUACAAAAAAGGAAUAAAAAAUAGUUGCAUUACUUUACAGAGUUUAAAAAGUAAGUUAGGAAUAAGACAUUGUAAAAGGAAUGACAUUACAAUCGGGUAAAAUUUUCAAAUAAACAUGACAUUGCAGCAGCUCAAUGCAGAACCUCUGCAUGUGGUCUGACUGUCUAGACCAACAGCUGUUCCCCCUCCACUCAAGCCUCCAGUCUGCUCGAUGCCAACACUCAGCUGCUCCAAGGUCAGUUGCAGGACUGCCUCCCCUGCACCGGCUUCUGCCUGGGACUCAUUGACCAUGUGCUGCACUGGGACUCACAGCAUACGCACUACUCCAAGACUCGCUGCCCACGCUGCUCUGUGACUUGCUCCCAGCCCCUGCUGCUGAUCCAGAAUUUGCCGCUGGGGCUAAGGGGAGGGAAAAUGAGAGAAAAAAAGAAAAAGAAAAAGAAAGAAAAACAACAGGCAGAGCAGAGGAACUCAGGCAGGAGUGUCUUACUCUGUCGCCAAUCUGCCAAAAAUUGGCAAGGCAUGUGACAAUUUCUGAAUGAACGCCAUCUAUCAGUUUGCUGACAACACCACUGUGGUAGAACGGAUAUCAAAAAACGAUGAUUCAGAAUAAAGAAAGGAAAUACAGGGCUUGGUGAAGUUGUGCAAUGACAAAAAAUCUCCCUCUCAAUGUCAGCAAACUAAAGAACUGAUCACUGACUUCAGAAAGCAAGGAGGAGAACACGACUCCACCUACAUCAAUGGAGCAGAGGUUGAGAGGGUUGAGAGCAUCAAGUUCCUGGAAGUGACAAUAACCGACAACUUGUCCUGGACUUC
Molecule: messenger RNA, 4929 nt
Organism: Rhincodon typus (whale shark)
Lineage: Eukaryota; Metazoa; Chordata; Chondrichthyes; Orectolobiformes; Rhincodontidae
Product: zinc finger protein 23-like
Exons: 5
Coding region: 626-2008 (460 amino acids)
Source: RefSeq, a predicted model, not a curated record